AUGUUUGGAGAUGGAACUUUUGUUUCCUCCAUAGCUGUUGGAAAUUUUGUACCUGAAGUUUCUUAUUUUGGUUAUGCAAAGAAAACUGCCAGAGGUAUUGCUUGGCGCACAAGAUUAGCAAUGUACAAAGUUGUUCGGAAUGAGGAAUUUGUUUUCUCUGUUGUUCUUGCCGCCAUAAAUCAAGCCAUUAAUAAUGGCAUUGACGUGAUUUGUGCAUCGUUUGGCAGUUUGGAUACAUUGAUAAAUCAUAAAAAUGCUCUGGCAAUCGCUUCAUUCCCUGCCAUGGAGAAAAGGAAUUCUGGUUGUUUGUUCAGCAGGAAAUGCGCUUGGAAUCCAAAAGUAGAAGCAUCUAGGAUGGGCUUGAAUAUGCCUUUGUAUGAAGAUUAUGCAGUGAAGUCUGCUACAUCCAUAGCUUGUUCUGUUGUUGCGGGUGCAGCAGCACUUUUGAAAGCCAAAUAUCCAGAAUGGAGUCCUUCUGCAGUUAGAUCUGUAAUAAUGACCACAGCAAACCCUUUGGAUAAUAGUUUGAAGCCAAUUAAAGAUGAUGAUUUUUUGGCUGAAUUUGCUAUCCUUAUAAGGCAUUUGAUCCAGGUUUAA
Ziziphus jujuba (common jujube) is the source of this 597-nucleotide messenger RNA. RefSeq names its product subtilisin-like protease SBT3. Gene Ontology annotation, biological process: proteolysis. The transcript has 2 exons. The coding region runs from base 1 to 597 and encodes 198 amino acids. The record is from RefSeq and is a predicted model, not a curated record. Gene Ontology annotation, molecular function: serine-type endopeptidase activity. NCBI's taxonomy places the organism in Eukaryota, Viridiplantae, Streptophyta, Magnoliopsida, Rosales, Rhamnaceae.